Molecule: messenger RNA, 2852 nt
Organism: Cladophialophora immunda
Lineage: Eukaryota; Fungi; Ascomycota; Eurotiomycetes; Chaetothyriales; Herpotrichiellaceae
Exons: 2
Coding region: 18-854 (278 amino acids)
Molecular function (GO): phosphatase activity
Source: RefSeq, a predicted model, not a curated record
GCCUUCGUUCCGCAGAGAUGGCGUCCUUUAAGACAGAUUUUCCCCCAGUGCGCGCCUGCAUUUUUGAUCUGGACGGGCUUCUCCUCAACACCGAGGACAUCAUCACGUUAUGCACGAACCAACUGCUUGAGAAGUAUGGGCGACCUCCCUUUGUCCCAUCGAUUCGAGCCCAGCUCAUGGGCAUCCCAGACUCGAUCAACGGUGAGGUCUUUCAUCGCUGGGCCAGGUUGCCUGUCCCCCGGGAAGACUUCGCCCGUGAACUGUCUGAGCAGAUGCGACUGCAGUUCCCCAAUUGCAAGCCACUGCCUGGCGCAGUGCAGAUUCUGUCCAACCUCAGCCGGGCACAUGUUGCUGCUUCCGGGGAUCGAAUCGAACUCGCACUCGCCUCCACCUCCAAGAGCCACACCUACGAACGGAAAACUUCACAGCCAGAAGCGAAGCACUUGCUUGCCUUCAUUCCGCCCCACAGACUAGUCCUAGGAGAUGACCCGCGAGUGCGAGAGGGUCGAGGGAAGCCCGCCCCCGACAUUUACAAUGUCGCGCUUCAGUCGUUGAAUACGCCACCAGGUUUGAAUGAUAAGCCUAUUAUGCCCAACGAAUGCUUGGCCUUUGAAGACAGCGUGAUCGGGGUCGAGGCGGCGAGACGGGCUGGCAUGAGAGUUGUUUGGGUCCCACAUCAAGAUGUGGCGCUCGAAUACCAAACGAGGCAGCGGGAGGUGCUGGCUGGGAGGACGGGAUUGAUCGAGAUCGGCGAUGAGUGGCAGCUGGGGGAGAUUGACGACGACUGGGCCGAGUGCAUUCCGAGUCUGGAGCAGUUCAACUACGAGAAAUACGGCAUUGAAGUUCCGACCUAGAUUCUCCCUGAUGGAGAACUAACUUGGACCGAUUCUUGUCGCAGGACCAUACGGCCCGGUCACUAACCCUGAGUGCGAGGAGCAGAUAUAGGGUAUAGCAUGCUCAAUCACACACACCAACCACUUCCCAAGACGUGCCCCCUGCCAACCAAUCAAACGGCACAGCAGCGAACGCGAGACUUUGCGACAACAAUGGGCGCGUCUGGCCAAAUAUUUUCUCAACAGUGCGAGAGAGUGAGCUCGAUUGAUGAGGCGACGAAGGAUAUUUACCUGGAUAUACGUGGGUAUGUUAUCCUUUAACUUCGGCCGGAAAUGCGCAGACUGGGUGGAAAGCAACAACACACUCAUUGAAGGAUACAUUCUUGACACUUAAUGUAUCCUCAGAUCAGCAAUCACUUCGGCAGCCCUGAUUUUCCUGUUCCAUCCCCUUUACAUCCCGACAAGAUAUCCCCCCUCGAGUCGAUGGGUGCUGGUCUAUAUUGCCCAAUGCCCAACGCCCACAUUCCUUGCUUCGAAACUCCCCAGCUCGCACGCCUUGGACAGUCGCUCACAACUGCGGCGUCCGCCUCACCCUGUAUAGGAAAUAUCUCGUGCUUGGAACCAAGGACCCCCUCGAAGUCCAGCCCUUAUACGACAAAGUAAAGGGAAGGGAGGAAUACUAUUCAUCGAGUAAAACGGUCAUGUCAUAUCGCUAACCUAUUGCAAUGCACGAGGUCCUGUCGAGGGCAAUCUCACAGCAGAAGGCCAGCCACAGCCAGUCCCAGAAGCAUGCCGAGCUCGAAUGGCGGAAUGGGUCGCUCUGCACGAUUCGUUCCCGUCGUAGGAACGAGGAUGCCGCUUGCCGACGUGGUUGAAGAGGAUGUCGUCGAGCUCGGCGACAGCGCAGGCGUCGUUGGCGUGACGACCAUGGAGCGUGAAGAAUUGCCCAGAGACGUUGAUGGGGAUGGUGGUGGUGAUAUCGAAGUCGACUUGUCCGAAGAAAUGGUCAACCCGGGGCCGGGCUCGACGGUGGCCUGAUAGGGAGAAGUGGUGACCAGUGUCAGCGUUGCCGUGACGGUCGUCGUGUGCAUCGCCGUUGCAGAGACCUAUCCUGCGUCAGCAAGGCAACCCUCCCUGAUCGAAGACAGUACCGAGCAAGCGGGGAGGAAACAAACCUCACUCGUCGACGAGCUGCUUCCACUGAUCGCCGUACUCGUGCUCGCACUCGACGUCCCGGAACAAGUCCAAACGCCGCCCCGCGUCGCGUCCGCCGACGCAGAUCUCGCAGGGGAAUCUUGCCCGACCACCCAGACCAAGUUGCGGUCCCACAUCUGCACGCUCGCCUCGACGCUCUUGUUGCAGAACACGCGAUCAUUCAGCGCCAAGCUCCCAUCGACGUGGUCAUCACCCGCACCGUCACCGUCGCCAUCGUCGCCGGCGCCCGCUGCGCACCCGCCGUCCAAGCACGCGCCCAGGGCCGCGCGGUACGAGCAGUCCGUGCAGAUGCAUCGGCGCAGCCUCGCGGAAGGCGGCUCAUCCGCGGCGUCGGCGCCCGUGGUGGUGGCAUUAUUGCCUCCGUUGCCGCCGCCGCUGCCGCUGCUGGAGAGGAUGGAGCCGCACGACCCAAAGGCCUGGAGGAGCGAGGUGCUGAAGCACGUCUGCGCGCAGGCCGGGAGCUGCGUCCAGUUGGUAUACUGGGCGCUGACGGCCGGUGGUACACGUGGGAGGAGGACAAGAAUGCCGCUGGCGGCGAGGAAGGUCUGGACGAGAAGCAUGGGGAGAGUCAUGGUAUUUUUCGGACUGGGGAAUGGGGGCUAAUAUCCGUUGUCUUCUGGUGUUUCGGGUUAUUCCUGUUGUCAGUUUGAUGUGGAGGUGGUUGAAUGAGUAUCGUUGGUGUAUACCAGGUAAACAACCUGAAGAGAUCUCCUGGGAUUUAGAUCCUCGAUCAAUCCAGUAUUGUCACUUGUGAGGCAUGACGGAUCAUGGGAUGGGAGCAUGGGAGCAUGGGAGCAUGGGAGC